Fonsecaea multimorphosa CBS 102226 is the source of this 1914-nucleotide messenger RNA. RefSeq lists its product as uncharacterized. Lineage: Eukaryota; Fungi; Ascomycota; Eurotiomycetes; Chaetothyriales; Herpotrichiellaceae. Gene Ontology annotation, biological process: anaphase-promoting complex-dependent catabolic process. The record is from RefSeq and is a predicted model, not a curated record. Gene Ontology annotation, cellular component: anaphase-promoting complex. The transcript has a single exon. Bases 1 to 1914 code for a protein of 637 amino acids.
AUGUUCCUGACAUCUUCACUUCCCCUCCUCCCUCCUCCACCGACAUCCCUGCUCCCGCCUCUCACCACUUCAUUCUCGUCAUCCGAGGCCUCUUCGACAGCAUCCCAUCAGCAUCAACAUCCUCACCAGCAUCCGUCGUCCUCUCGCCGCCCCAAACCACACCAUGCAAACAUCAACAACAGGAACAGCACACUUGUCGCCCUUUCUUCUGAUGAACGAACCAUCUCCCAACGGAAAAUGGCCAUCGCAAUGUACGGCUAUAGUUGGCUCAAGCCGGCAGGGUGUGCCAAGACGAUGCUGGGGAGACGGGAGGAAGAGGUUGAGAAGGAGGAAGUCGAUCGGCAAUUAAGAGAGGUGGAGCUCCAGGAGAGGCUGGCGCAGGAAGCGGAGGAGCAGGAAAGGCUGGCGAGGCUUAACGAGACGGGAGAGGGCGAAAUGGAGGUUGGGGAGCGAGAUCUGGAUGAGGAUAUUCCGGACGCUGAUGAGGCGGACAUGGAUGGGGAGGAAGAUGGAGGAACUGAGGAGGAAGAUGGUGAUGAAAUUGACGGGGGCGAGGAUGACGAGGCAAUGCAAGCGGACCUUGACGACGAAAUUCCCGAUGCCGACGACCAGGACGACGAGGACGAGGACGAGGAUGACGAACCAAUGUCGCCAGAUCCCGCAGGCGCGGACGGCAACUGGGUCUACGACACUCGUCGGGAGCCGGACACGGACGACGAAGAACAAUUGCCCCAUCCGCCUCCAAGCAAUCGCCAUCCCCCAGGUCGUGCUGCCGCUGGGAGGUAUGGCAGGCAUGCGACAGUUGCUGGCGUGCGUCUCACAAUUCCAGGAAGUGAAUAUGGUUACGAUGAGCGGGAUGCCGAGGAUUUGGCGGACGCUAUGCUCGCUCAAGACGAGAUCUUUGACGACCACGCUACGAGGAGCAGCAGUGCUGCCAUCGUCGAGCAUGAUCUAGAUGACGAUGUUCCUGAAGCAGACGAUGAGCAAAUCUGGGAACAUACGGACACGGAACUCGAUGAGAGUGAGAUGGAUAUCUCCAUUCUUCCUGGUCAAGAUGCCGGCCCGAGUAUGACUGGAAUGGUUCAAGCUCAAAAUCUACGGCCUCCUCGCAGUUCUGUCCGUAUGUCGGUGCCUCGCAGUUCCGGACCAUGGAUCACAGGACCUUCGCCUUCACCUCAAGCACCAGGAGAGACAACGACCCGGCGCGGAAUGCACGCCAGGCCCACUCCCGACGCCGCAACACGCGCCGCAAGGAUCGUGUCGGGGAACCGGCAACGUCAUUACACUCAUGGUCCACCGAAUGCGAAUGCAAGGCACCAAUUCACCCAGACGCCAGCGAUGCUGGAUAGCCCGCUCGACGUUGACGAGGAAGAAGUCGACACCGACCUCGAACUGGAUACACCUGAUCCGGUUGCCGGCCCCAGUGAUUUGAGGGGUGGUUUUGCUGCGGGUCAAAUGGCUAGACGGGAGACUACGAACAGAGGCGGUGCAGCCCGACCCGAAGCAGAUAACAACAAUCAAAGCCCAAGUCGCGCUGCUGCGGCGCGUAACUGGCUCGACGGAGCAGCGGCAGCGGUUGUGGGAGGGAGCGGAGGUGCCAGAAGAACAUUGUUCCAGCGUGCGACGAGGAGAAGAAACAAUGUCGACACGCAGGACACCGCCACGCAGCCUGCCUCCAGCGGUGCCUCCAGCGGCGGCCUGUUCACCCCCUCCCCUCACACUGGGGGCACCGCAUUUGCUCGCCCUGGGGGAGCAGCCCUGGAUUGGGAUACACCCCUUACCGCAAAUACAAAUGCAAGCGCGAGCGCGGGUGAGGGAUCUUCAACAAGUCAAGGUCGAGACCAUUCGCAGAGCGGACCCCAAAGGGCGAGACGCACGGGGCGGUUUCUGGGCGCACGGAGACGAGUUGAAUGA